AUGGCGACUCUCUUCCCAAACGGUAUCCUGUUUGAUGGGAUAGUUUAUCGCAUCCUCCCUGGGGGCUAUGCUGUCAUUGGUGAGUGUCCUCUGAAGUCUCAUCAUGCCUUGCUGCUGUUGUAGGGCAGCCCAACCACAGAAGUCACUCUUCUUAUCAACUGUAUACAAGAAUUUUCUCUGUGUUAUCAUAGGAAUUCAACAUUCUCUGUGUUGGUCUUGCCAACCCCCAUUGUCACACCUCUGAGAAUCAGAGGUUACAUCAUGUAUGUCUGAUAUCUGAUUGGAGGUUAACUUUACAGUAAUACUAUUGGUCAACAACUCAGGUUUUGAGUCCAAUCAACUCAGAUGCUUAUAAAAGGUUAAUUGUUAUUUUUCUUAUUUGUUCCUGACCUGCUGUGGUGAGAUACUUACAUUCUUUCUUUCUCUCUCCACCCCAUGAACAUUUGGGGCAAGGCCUUUCAGGCUAUGGUUUCUCUCUCUCUCUCUCUCUCUCUCUCUCUCUGACCAUGCUUAGAAUAAUGCCUUGUAAUGCUUGUUAAUGCCUUGUAACUUAAGCUUUAUGCCUUGUAUGUGAAUCCAUUCAUUUUACAAAGUAAUUAAAUACACUUGUAUUUAGAAUCUAUUCUCAGACAUUUCUUCAUUGCCUAUUACUGUAACCAUAGUCUCUUGCAUAUUACUAAUUAUAUUUUUGGAGUCAGAGAAACAUUUUAAUAGGCCAAUUGCUUAGUCUUAUUACGUGUCGAAUGUGAUUUAUUUUUUAUAUACACAUAUCAAAAAUCACUGCCCACUACCCUGUCAUAUUACAAUGAUGUCAUUUAACACAUCUCUCCUUCUCUUUCUGCCUUGUUGUCACUCCUGAUCUCUCCUUCUCUCCCUCUAUACUCUCCCUUCCUUUCUCACCUCUUUCUCAUCCCCCUACCUCCCUCCCUUCCUCUCUCCUUCCCCUCCCUCUCUCCUUCCCUCCCCUCCCUCCCUCCCUCCCCUCCCUCCCUCCCUCCCUCCCUCCCUCCUUCUCCCAGGUGCCGCGGCCCUGACUGGGGCAGUGACCCACACGGUGUCCACGGCUGUGAUCUGUUUUGAGCUGACAGGCCAGAUCUCCCACAUCCUGCCCAUGAUGGUGGCGGUGAUCCUGGCCAACAUGGUGGCCCAGGGCCUGCAGCCCUCCCUCUACGACUCCAUCAUCCAGGUCAAGAAACUGCCAUACCUCCCCGAGCUCAGCCUCGGACACGUCAGGUACUGGAACGGACGCCAUUAUGGCUCAAACAGGUCUAGUUUACAUAAAACCUUGUGUGCCAUUAAGACUCAAACAAGCACAGUUCACAUAUAGCCUCUCUCCUCCCUCAGUAAGUACAACAUCUUUGUGGAGGACAUGAUGGUGCGGAAGGUGAACUUCCUGUCCUCCCAGUCGACCUAUCGGGAGCUGGGCUAUCUGCUAGACUCCACCUCCCUCAAAACCAUCCCUCUGGUCGACUCCAAAGGUGAGACUUGUUCUAGAAUGUUUGAUACCAUGCACCACAGAUGACACAAAUCCAUCCACUGAAAUCUCUCUCUUGUCCUCUCUCUCUCUCUCUUUCUUGCUCUCUCUUUCUCUCUCUCUUUCUCUCUCUCUUUCUCUCUCUCUCUACUCUCGCUCUCCUUCCCCCUUCCCCCUGUCUUUUCCUCAGAGUCUAUGAUCCUAUUGGGGUCUAUCGAGAGGACAGAGCUGCAGGCCAUCUCUGAUUGGUGGCUGUCGGCCGAGAGGCGUGUCUUUGAGAGGGGUCAGGGGUCACCGGGUCAGGGCUGGGAGUCCUUCACUUUCAUAGACGAGGAGGGAGGAGAGGUGACAGGAUGGAAGGAUGGAUGGCUGGAUAGAUGGAAUGAUUGAACGAUAGCGUCAUAAAUAUCAGUGUACUUAUAAUGCCUUUAUAAACACAUUUAUAAUGCAUUAUAAUUAUGCACAACAUCAUGUAAUACUUGGUUAUGAACUUGGUUAUCUGUGGUGUUUAGUAAAGCCCUUUUGUCUGUUCUCCAGACCUCUCCUGUACAAGAUGAACAGAACGGGCCCCUCCCAUCCCCUAAACCACAGGAGCCCUCCACCAAUCACACCGGCUCAGGUGACAUGACAUCACACAGAAUGUCAAAAUAUGACAUAGAAUUGGGAUGUACUCACUGUUGCUAUUUUGUUACUAGUGCAUCCAUGUUUGUAUUUGUAUUUAUUAAGGAUCCCCAUUAGCUGCUGCCUUGGCAGCAGCUACUCUUCCUGGGGUCCAGCAACAUUAAGGCAGUUAUAUACAAUUUUAAAUAUUACAUUCAUAACACUUUUCACAACACAUUAAGUGUGUCCCCUUAGGCCACUACUCUACAACCACAUACUGUAUCUGCAAUACAAAAUCCAUGUGUACGUGUGUGUAGAGUGUUGGUUUGUUGGUUUGCUGUUUGCGAUUCAAAAUGUUAUAAGCAAUCAACACAGCAGAAUCAUAAUUAGACCUACUGUUCUAUCGAUUGCUCAUGGGGUUUGUUUAAAACAAUUAACCACCACAUUCUGUAGAAAAAAUAAUUGUUGGAGUGAGAAUGUUUACCCAAUUUACUCACUUCUAAAUGUCUGUCCUGUCCUGUCUUUUCAGAGAAGCGUUCCCUCCAGUCUGUGAGGAGAACAUUUCAGCGCCUCUUCUCCUCUUCUUCAACCAGCCAGGCUGAAGCUCAGGUAUCAUUCCAUAUCAAGAUAGAGGUUGGCCGUAACCACUGAUACAGGGUCAGAUAUAUUAGGAGAUGUUUUUCAUUCCCAUAAUGCUUGAGGUUUGGAUUGGGGUUAGGGCAACCUGAUCCUGGAUCUGUGUGGUUAAGGCCAACAUCAACCUCAAGCUUUCCUCUGGUAACUCAUAGAGGAGCAAUAUCACAUUCUGUCCACUAGGGGACACAAUCUCACGUCAAUUGUGUGACCUUGCUAUAAUGUAUGAUGUGAUAUGUGAUGAGCAGUUUAGUCAUUCUGUGUGAUAGAGAAAUAGCACCACCAGGGGGCAUCUGAUCUGACACUUUGUAAACCUGGAGGGUGAAAAUAACUAAAAUCUCUAAACCACCACCCCUCCACCCCUCCUCUCUCUGUCUCAUACUCCCUCUUUUCUCACUCUCUCUCUUUCUCUCUCUUUCUCUCGCUCUCCCUCUCUCUCUCUUCCUCUCUCCAGGAAUCCACCCCACCUCCACUCACCGACACCAUGUCCUCAGAGGAGGUAAUGUGUCUCACUGACCCCUAACCCCUAACCCCUGAUCCCUGACCUCUACUCCCUUACCUGGGCACUUCAUGUAGCUCUAAAAGGAUUCCACGAGUAGAAUCAAAUAUCAUAAAUUAUUACACCCUCUUUAUAUUGUCAAUCACCCUCUCUGCUCUCUGAUUGGCUAAUGCAGAUCAAAGCCUGGGAAGAAGAAGAGUUGGAUAAGCCAAUCAGUAUGGAGGAGAUACGGAUUGAUCCCUCCCCCUUUCAGCUGGUGGAGAGAACCUCCCUACACAAGGUAUAACUGUAGCUAUCACCUUGUGCUCUUAUGUAGCCACUUUAAGCCAUUAUAAACACUACAUGCUGUAGGAUAUUGACAAAUAUGCCCCCCCCCCCCCCUCUCUCUUUUGCAGACCCACACUCUGUUCUCCUUGCUGGGUCUCAGUCAUGCCUAUGUUACCAGCAUUGGGAAACUGGUGGGCGUCGUAGCACUGAAGGAGGUGAGAUCACACAUCACACCAGCUCUCUCUCUCUCGCUCUCUCUCUCCAUUUCUCUCUCUCUCUCCAUGUCUCUCUCUCUCUCUCCAUUUCUCUCUCUCUCUCCCCCUCGCUCUCUCUCUCUCUCUCUCUCCCUCUGUCUCUCUGUCUGUGUGCCGAGUCUUCCUUUUCUACAGUGUAGAAGCAUCAGACACACAGCUUGUCCGUUUGUUCUGCCUCUCUGUCAUCGUUCUCUGAUGAUGAUCUCACAGUGUCACAGUAAUUACAUUGGCAAGAUUAGCAAACUGAGGCAUGCCAUGCCAUGCCAACAGCAAACUCUGAACCUACACAUCCAUGCACAACUGACCAAAUUAUGAAAGACAAGCGUUGUAAUUUUUUAUUCCAUAAAGUGAGUGUGGAAGAGGUGAAUUUUUUGUUGUUGUCUAUCAACAAUGACAAACCACCUGGGACUGACAACUUUGAUGGAAAAUUACUAAGGAUGAAAUCGGACUACAUUGCCACUCCUAUUUGCCAUCUCUUCAAUCUAAGCCUACAGGAAAGUGUGUGCCCUCAGGCCUGGAGGGAAGCAAAAGUCAUUCCACUACCCAAGAAUAGAAAAGCACCCUUUACUGGUUCAAACAGCCGACCAAUCAGCCUGCUACCAACCCUUAGUAAAAGUUUGAAAAACAUUUUUGACCAGAUACAAUGCUCUUUCACAGUAAACAAAUUGCUUUCAGCACGCUUAUAGGGAAGGGCACUCAACAUGUAUGGCACUUACACAAAUGACUGAUGAUUGGCUGAAAGAAAUUGAUACUAAGAAGAUUGUGGGAGCUGUUUUGUUAGACUUCAGUGCAGCUUUUGACAUUAUUGAUCAUAAUCUGCUGCUGAAAAAACGUUUGUGUUAUGGCUUUACAUCCUCUGCUAUAUUGUGGAUCGAGAGUUACAGUGCCGUGAAAAAGUAUUUUCCCCCUUUCUAAUUUUCUUUAUUUUUGCAUAUUUUUUAUACUGCAUGUUAUCAGAUCUUCAACCGAAACCUAAUAUUAGAUAAAGGGAACCUGAGUUUACAAAUUACAAAAAAAUUUAUACUUUUUUUUAUGCCUGGCGAAAACCAAAAACUGCAUUCCACAGUAAGAACCUCAUACCAACGGUCAAGCAUGGUGGUGGUAGUGUGAUGCUUUGGGGAUGCUUUUGCUGACCUGGAAGACUUGCCUUAAUAGAAGGAACCAUGAAUUCUGCUCUGUAAUGUCAGGCCAUCCAUCUGUGAGCUGAAGCUGGAGCGCAGCUGGGUCAUGCAGCAAGACAAUGAUCCAAAACACACAAUCAUGUCUACUUGAAAAUGGCUAAAAAUAAACAAAUUUUAGGUUUUGAAAUGGCCUAGUCAAAGUCUAGACUUAAUCCCAACUGAGAUGUUGUGGCAGGACUUGAAACAAGCAGUUCAUGCUUGAAAACCCACAAAUAUCGCUGAGUUACAGCAGUUCUGCAUGGAAGAGUGGGCCAAAAUUCCUCCACAGCGACGUGAGAGACUGAUCAACAACUACAGGAAGGGUUUGGUUGGAGUUAUUGCAGCUAAAGUUGGCACAACCAGUUAUUGAGUGUAAGGGGACAAUCACUUUUUCACACAGGGGCAUUGGGUGUUGCAUAACUUUGCUUAUGAAAUAAAUGAAAUAAGUAUGUAAUUGUUGUGUUAUUUGUUCACUCAGGUUCCCUUGAUCUAAUGUUAGGUUUUGGUUGAAGAUCUGAUAACAUUCAGUAUCAAAAAUAUACAAAAGUAGAGAAAAGGGGGCAAAUACUUUUUCAUGGCACUGUACCUGUCUAAGACAAAACAGAGGGUGUUCUUUAAUGGAAGCCUCUCCAAAAGAAUCCAGGUAGAGUCGGGCAUUCCCCAAGGCAGCUGUCUAGGCUCCUUACUUGCAGUUCGUUUCAGAAUGUGUGGCAAGGGAUAAAUUAGUCCUAAAUAUUACAAAAACUAAAAGCAUUGUAUUUGGGACAAAUCAUUCACUAAACCCUAAACCUCAACUAAAUCUUGUAAUAAAUCAUGUGGAAAUUGAGCAAGUUGAAGUGACUAAACUGCUUGGAGUAACCCUGGAUUGUAAACUGUCAUGGUCAAAACAUAUUGAUGCAACAGUAGCUAAGAUGGGGAGAAGUCUGUCAAUAAUAAAGCACUGCUCUACCUUCUUAAAAGCACUAUCAACAAGGCAGGUCCUACUGGCUCUAGUUUUGUCGCACCUGGACUACUGUUCAGCCGUGUGGUCAGGUGCCACAAAGAGGGACUUAGCACGGCUGGCCCUUGGAUGUACACAGAGAACAAACAUUAAUAAUAUGCAUGUCAAUCUCUCCUGGCUCAAAGUGGAGGAGAGAUUGACUUCAUCACUAUUUGUAUUUGUGAGAGGUAUUGACAUGUUGAAAGCACCGAGCUGUCUGUUUGAACUACUAGCGCACAGCUCAGACACCCAUGCAUACCCCACAAGACAUGCCACCAGAGGUCUCUUCACAGUCCCCAAGUCCGGAACAGACUAUGGGAGGCGCACAGUACUACAUAAAGCCAUGACUACAUGGAGCUCUAUUCCACAUCAGGUAACUGAUUUAAAAAACGGAUCAAAAUACACCUUAUGGAACAGCGGGGACUGUGAAGCAACACAAACAUAGGCACCGACCAAUGCAUACACAAACAUGAUAACAUACGCACUAUACACACACAUACACAUGGAUUUUGUGUUGAAGAUACAGUGAGGGAAAAAAGUAUUUGAUCCCCUGCUGAUUUUGUACAUUUGCCCACUGACAAAGAAAUGAUCAGUCUAUAAUGUCAAAAAUGUUAUAAAUUGAUUUGCAUUUUAAUGAGGGAAAUAAGUAUUUGACCCCCUCUCAAUCAGAAAGAUUUCUGGCUCCCAGGUGUCUUUUAUACAGGUAACGAGCUGAGAUUAGGAGUGAGAAGGGAGUGCUCCUAAUCUCAGCUUGUUACCUGUAUAAAAGACACCUGUCCACAGAAGCAAUCAAUCAAUCAGAUUCCAAACUCUCCACCAUGGCCAAGACCAAAGAGCUCUCCAAGGAUGUCAGGGACAAGAUUGGCUGGAAUGGGCUACAAGACCAUCGGCAAGCAGCUUGGUGAAAAGGUGACAACAGUUGGUGCGAUUAUUCGCAAAUGGAAGAAACACAAAAUAACUGUCUAUCUCCCUCGGCCUGGGGCUCCAUGCAAGAUCUCACCUCGUGGAUUUGCAAUGAUCAUGAGAACGGUGAAGAAUCAGCCCAGAACUACACAGGAGGAUCUUGUCUAUGAUCUCAAGGCAGCUGGGACCAUAGUCACCAAGAAAACAAUUGGUAACACACUAUGCCGUGAAGGACUGAAAUCCUGCAGUGCCCGCAAGGUCCCCCUGCUCAAGAAAGCACAUAUACAGGCCCGUCUGAAGUUUGCCAAUUAACAUCUGAAUGAUUCAGAGGAGAACUGGGUGAAAGUGUUGUGGUCAGAUGAGACCAAAAUGGAGCUCUUUGGCAUCAACUCAACUCGCCGUGUUUGGAGGAGAAGGAAUGCUGGCUAUGACCCCAAGAACAUUAUCCCCACCGUCAAACAUGGAGGUGGAAACAUUAUGCUUUGGGGGGUUCUUCUGCUAAGGGGACAGGACAACUUCACCGCACCAAAGGGACAAUGAACGGGCCAUGUACCAUCAAAUCUUGGGGUGAGAACCUCCUUCCCUCUGCCAGGGCAUUGAAAAUGGGUCGUGGAUGGGUAUUCCAGCAUGACAAUGACCCAAAACACACGGCCAAGGCAACAAAGGAGUGGCUCAAGAAGAGGCACAUUAAGGUCCUGGAGUGGCCUAGCCAGUCUCCAGACCUUAAUCCCAUAGAAAAUCUGUGGAGGGAGCUGAAGGAUCGAGUUGCCAAACGUCAGCCUCGAAACCUUAAUGACUUGGAGAAGAUCUGCAAAGAGGAGUGGGACAAAAUCCCUCCUGAGAUGUGUGCAAACCUGGUGGCCAACUACAAUAAACGUCUGACCUCUGUGAUUGCCAACAAGGGUUUUGCCACCAAGUACUAAGUCAUGUUUUGCAGAGGGGUCAAAUACUUAUUUCCCUCAUUAAAAUGCAAAUCAAUUUAUAACAUUUUUGACAUGCGUUUUUCUGGAUUUUUUUGUUGUUAUUCUGUCUCUCACUGUUCAAAUAAACCUACCAUUAAAAUUAUAGACUGAUCAUGUCUUUGUCAGUGGGCAAACGUACAAAAUCAGCAGGGGAUCAAAUACUUUUUUCCCUCACUGUAUGUGGUAGUGGAGUAGUGGCCUGAGGGCACAUACUUCGUGUACUGUGAAAUCUGUUAUGAAUGUAUUGUCAUGUUUUUAAAAUGGUAUAACUGCCUUAAUUUUGCCGGACCUCAGGAAGAGUAGCUGCUGCCUUGGCAGGAACUAAUGGGGAUCCAUAAUAAAUACACAUACAAAUACAUGGAGCCUGUUCAGUUGGCUGUUACUCUGCUGUUCUGUUGUACUCGUAUAGUGAGUCAUACUGUUACAGCAUCAACUGUGUUCGUCUCUGACUUAUCACAGCGUCACAGUAAACCUGUAUUAACAUGCUUUGCCUGUGUUAUAGCAUGCUAUGUUAACCACUUCUAUUUGCUCUCUUUCUCUCUUUCCCUUCCUCUCUCACUCUCGAUCUCUAUUUCCCUCCCCUCUUUCUUUAUCUCUCGCUCGCUCUCCCCCCUUCUCCCUUUCUCUUCUUCCCCUCUAUAUUUAUCUCUCCCCUUUAAUCUUUCCCUCGCUCUCCCUCUCUCUUACCUCUCACAGUUGCAGAAGGCCAUCGAGGGCUCCACCCGUAGUGGGGUGAGAUUGCGCCCCCCUCUAGCCAGUUUCAGAGAUGUCAACCGUAAAGCCAAGAAGCACGCGGCUUCCCCCUCCACCCCCUCCUCCCCCACCAGGGAGAGGGAGCUGUGGGGUGAGGGGGGGAAGAUGGAGGGCGGGGGUAGUAGGAAGGAGGAGGGCGAGGGCGAGGGGUUUAGGUGGGAGGUUAAGGAAGGAAAGAGGGAGGGAGAUGGAGGAAAGAGGGAGGGAGAGGUGGUUAGGACAGAGGGAGAGGGUGACAUGAAUGAGGCUCAGGAGGAACCCAGGGGGAACGCAAGAGGAGCAGGUGGCUCCAGUGCAGGUACAGAGUGUGAUACCUCCACCCCCAGGAGCGUGAGGAGCAACAACAGCCGAGGGACACACUGUCCCCCUCAGGAGCCUUCCUCCCCCGCCUCCCCCACCUCACCACCCUCCUCCUCCACUCGUGUCUUCAUUGUGUCAUCCCUUCCUACUGUGCCAGAGACGGAUGGAGAGAGGGAGAGAGAAGAUUCUGAAGAGCCGAUUUAG
Coregonus sp. 'balchen' is the source of this 8988-nucleotide messenger RNA. The record is from the annotation of a GenBank genome assembly. NCBI's taxonomy places the organism in Eukaryota, Metazoa, Chordata, Actinopteri, Salmoniformes, Salmonidae.